Messenger RNA from Adineta ricciae, 1359 nucleotides. The record is from the annotation of a GenBank genome assembly. NCBI's taxonomy places the organism in Eukaryota, Metazoa, Rotifera, Eurotatoria, Adinetida, Adinetidae.
AUGACCUUCAUAUUAAUAUUUGUGACGAUUUUCAAUUGGAUAUGGAUAUUAGAAAGUGUCACAGCUCCAAAUCUUAUCGAUUUUCAAUUACGAUCUUCUCCAAAUCAUGCAGAAUUAUUAAAUUGUGUUGGAAAACUCAAUGAAAAAUUAGCAAAACUCGGUGUAAAGAAUAUUCUUCUUCAAGCAAAUCGUCAAGGAACGAAAAGUACAAAUGCAAAGACAUGUAAUCCAAAUGCCACAUUGAAACGAAAUUUAACCAGUGUGAGUUAUUGUUUUAAUCCAUCGGACAGUAGUACAAUUGGUGGAAAUGUUGAAUGGAUGCCACAAGGUGUCACAACUGUUGCUGAUGCACGUUCAACUCAACUUUGGAAUACAAAACGAGCAAUUUUAAUAACUUGGUAUGAUAAGAAAUCAGAGAAACCAACAAAUACAGAUGCUGAUCAAAUAAAAGGUGCUCGAGUGACAUUCUUUGAUCCAGAAACAUCAAAAUAUCAACAUGUUUUAUUAGUUUAUCCAUAUUUAAAUAAUAAAGGAGAAAUAACUUAUAUGAGUUUACGAACAAUACAAAAAGAUGGUUAUGAUUCAUUACAUGCUGGUGGAAUUGUUUGGUAUGACAAUUAUUUAUAUGUUGCUGAUACAGCUCGAGGUUUUCGAAUAUUUGAUAUGAGACAAAUCUUUGAUUUAAGUCAAACAACAAAUGGAAAUACAAAUGAUAAACAUUUAAUUGGUUUUCAAAAUGGAAAAUUCUAUGCUCAUGGUUAUCGUUAUAUAAUGCCACAAAUCAACGAUUGGUCAAAUAUUAUUCCAAGAAAUUCAUCAAUGACAUGUCGAGUUAAUGCAGGAUCACCGACAUUUUCUUUUGUUUCUCUUGAUCGAACGGAUUCAGAUCAUUUAAUUUCAGGAGAAUUUUGUGCAGAUAAAACAGCAAAUGGAGAUUUAGAGAAAUCAGGUCGUGUUGCACGUUGGCCACUUGAUAAACAAACAGGUCAACCAAAAUUAACAAAUGGAAUUUGGAAAGCUGAUUCGGCGUAUCGAUUACCCAUUUCAAAUAUUCAAGGUGCCGUUUCAUUUGAAAAUAAAUGGUAUUUAAGUCGAAGUCAAGGUGCAAAAAAUGGAUUUUUAUAUAAAACAAAAUCAAUAAAUUCAACAACGGGAAUUUUACAAAUUGAAAAUUCGUAUUAUUCAUCUGUUGGACCUGAAGAUUUAUCACAUUGGCCAACAAUCGAUGGAAAAGCAGGUGGAUUAUGGACUGUGAGUGAACAUGCAGGUAAACGUUUAUUAUAUGUUUGUAAUAUUGAUCAACUGAAUAAUUCAAAUCAAUUUGGAAAUAUUUGUGGAGAAAGAAAUUCAUUUUUUUAA